Molecule: messenger RNA, 4946 nt
Organism: Physella acuta
Lineage: Eukaryota; Metazoa; Mollusca; Gastropoda; Physidae
Product: beta-1,4-N-acetylgalactosaminyltransferase bre-4
Biological process (GO): carbohydrate metabolic process
Cellular component (GO): Golgi apparatus
Molecular function (GO): galactosyltransferase activity
Source: RefSeq, a predicted model, not a curated record
GUUUUUUUCACCAUCUAGGAAAUUUAUCGAAUGUUUUUAUAUGUAGUCAAGGAAAUCGAUAUCAAAGCAAUUAAAGUUUGUGUGGAAGACGUGCAGGGGUCUGGGUGAUGUCUCCUGUCUGGGGUGUGCCCUGCGAUUCCUGCAACACUGCCUGUGCAUCAGGAGCCUGAGUGCGGUUGUCAACCAGCGCGUCAGCAUCAUGGACAAGUGCACCAAGUUCAAACUCUUCAUCGUCCUGCUCGUCCUGUGUGUCAUCAAUGUGUUUGCCUACCGGUUCUUUAGCCGGCCAGACUUGACCCUUGUAGAGUCCAGUUUUGUGACUUCUAAACCUAGUUUAAGGAUCUCCAGCUCCAAUGGCAGCAGGGACCAUGGUGCCAACCAUACUGCCGCCACUAUAGCAGUGAUUAGGUUAGAUAAAGACAUUAUUCCCCAUGAAAUUCCUGCCAGUCCAGUGCUUGAGACCACUAGUACACAAAGUGAGGAGCCCAAGACACUGCCUCUCUGCCCGUUGGUGCCCCCAGCUUUAAGGACAACCUCAGGCCUUGUUUAUGGGCCCCUCGCCACAUAUACCCAAAGCCUUACACUUGAAGAAAUUGCCAAGGAGAACCCAGGUCUGAAGCCCGGGGGUGUGUUCAGGCCGCCCGACUGCACAGCUCGUCACAGGGUGGCCAUUGUCAUCCCCUACAGGAACAGGGAAGAGCACCUGAAGCUGCUGCUGAGGAACCUGCACCCAAUGUUGGCCCGCCAGCAGCUGGACUACGGCAUCUUUGUCAUUGACCAGGCUUUACCAGGCAAGUUCAACCGAGCCAUGCUUAUGAACAUCGGCUUCGAGAAGGCCAUGGAGAAGUAUGAUUAUCAGUGUGCCAUUUUCCAUGAUGUUGACCUUAUCCCAGAAAAUGAUAGAAAUAUUUAUUCCUGUCCAGAAAUGCCAAGGCACAUGUCUGCUGCAAUAGACAAAUUUAAUUACAGGUUGCCCUAUGAUGCCAUAUAUGGAGGUGUCAGUGCUAUUAACAAGGAACAGUUCAAACAAAUCAAUGGUUUCUCUAACCUGUUUUUUGGCUGGGGCGGGGAGGAUGAUGAUAUGGCUACAAGGAUAUCACACAGUGGUCUCAAGAUAACAAGAUAUCCAAUGGACAUUGCCAGAUAUAGGAUGAUAAAACAUAGCAAGGAUAAUGGCAAUGAGCAAAACCCACAGAGAUUUGCACUCCUCAAAACUACUUCCAAGCGCAUGGCUUACGACGGCCUCAAUUCUCUCAAAUACACAACCCAGUUAGUCGAGGAGCUGCCUACACAUCUUAGAAUACAAGUUCUUAUAAACGAAGCUGAGGUUGUGGACAAUACAAAACAAUCAUGAGCAGAUCCACCCUCUUGACUUAGUAUUUUAUUUCUGACUUUGUGAUCGUAGGGUGCACUGACUUUGUGAUCAUAGGGUGCACUGACUUCGUGAUCAUAGGGUGCACGGACUUUGUGAUAUUGGAAUUAUUUGACUAUGGGACACACCCACCAUGGCCCAGUUGGGCUUCAAUUUUGAACUUGUGCCUUUCUUAGUGUAAUUAUAUGGAUAUUUAUGUUAACAUUGUUGAGUGUUAAAAACAAAACAAUUAUUGUGUACAACAUUUGGAUGACAGGAGUCAUUAUUCUGUUGAAAACUUCAGAAACCUGGAGUUAGAAGUUCAAAACUGUACUUAAACAAAAAUACUUCAAGUUUUGAACCUCAUCUUUAAUAUUGCUUCAAGUAGGACAACAAGUGAAAAGAUGUAACUUGAAUUGUCAGCAAGAUUUAAGUUAUAGGAUCAACUGACAAGUUGACACUUUGUUUUCUUACUAUCAGAUAGAUACCUUGGUUUUUGUAUAACAAGUUUAAAUAGCAAUGUCACUCUCGUGAUCAGCGUGAAGAAUGCAUCAGCAACAAAUAACAGACUGGUCUGGGCUUUCUUUCUGCAACCUGCGUGCAGUGUAUGAGGCCAUAGUUUUGGCUAAUGAAUAUGGUAAUUUAUUGGUACUUAUGCUCAUCUUUUAAAAUAUUUGGCAGCUUACCUCAGAAUGCUACAUUAACUGCUGUCUGACAAAAAUAUUUUAUGGGCUGCAAAAAAAAAAACCAACGGUUGUACUCUCACUUUAUUUGUGUUCAUAUUUUAAACAGUAUGAAAUGUACUGUUUCAAUAGGAUUGUAUCCUAUUUCUAGUGUGGUUUAUUAGUUGAUAAUGAAGAUUAGCUACUUAGUUUAGAUGGCUAGUUUACGGUUUCCCAGGUUUUGCUUAUGAGUUUUAAACACUGCCGUAGUUUAUUCCUGAGUUUGUUCUCAUGGUAAAAUAGAAGCUGUUCUAGAAUGCACUGUUUACAACAGCUGAACAUUCCACUGAGCCUGGUGUGCAACAGAUGGGUUGCAAAAUUAUCCAGCAUGGGAAAUAACUUGUGUAUAAGUUGACACCAGAGGACGAUUUAAUCAACUUAAAGAACUUGUAUGUUCUCUUAAGAAAUAAUAAUUUGCUCAUAUAGGUAGAUACAAAAAUAUGUAAAAUGUCAAAAUAUAGAUUAUGUAGAAGAGUUAUUGUGAAAUAGUUUCUAGAAUAAUUGUCAUGAGGAUUUUUUAUCUAGUCAAUUAUGCUUGAACAUCUUUUAGUUUCAUCUCAUAUUAGAAGAAAAAGCCAUAUCCAAUUCACCAGUAAAUUUCAUUCUGUUGUGUGAGUUAAGUUUGUAUGUGUUAGACUAGGCUAAUCUAGUAGUUUAAACCACUGUCUAUACAACAACCACUGUCUAUCUAAAGCUGGAGAGGCUAAAACAAAAUUGCCAAAUAACACAACGACUGUUUGUUUGCCACACCCAGAAGCACUGCUAAACCUUGAAGAAGCUGUACAAAUCUUGAGCCAGCAUGGAUUAUGUUUGCUACUAAACUAAUUGUGAAGAAUAUUUUGUACCUGUCUUGUAUUAGCUUGUUCCUCCACAUCCAUUUAUCAGACUCUAGGACAGGUGUCUUUUUUUAUCAGAACUUUAAAAUGUUCACCAGUUACUUAAGUAUAGUCAUGAUACCAUGCGCUCUACCAAGUUGAUGCCUGCUACUUGAGCAUAUUUCUUUAAGGUGUUUACUUGCAACCUCUCUAUAAUCACAUCUGACCGGGUGAGCCAAUAAGCAAGGACCUUAAGCUGUAAGUGACUGACUGACUGAAGGGAAAGUCAAAGUUAGGGUUGAGCUAACCCAACCAACUACCUUAUCAGGGCCAUAACAGACUUCAAGUGAAUUCAUGAACAUUCCCAUGGUUUAGCAAAAGAAGAAAAAAUACCACAAAGCUUUGUUUGUAAACUUUGAGUGAAUUGAAUGAACAUUCCCAUGGUUAACAAAUAAAUACCACACUUUUGAAGCUGUCUUGAUAAGAAAUCUACAACAGAUAUAUUUUCCCUUGUAAUACAUGCAUUAUAUUACAAUAUGAUGUCUUAAGGUUAUAAUUAAUGAAAUUAAUGUUGUAUGUUAAUAAAUAAGUUAUUUAUUUUGUUUUAAUUUUACUCUAAUCACAACCACUGUACUUUAAUUAUUUGCUUAACAAUGCACUGUACAUGGUCUAAAAACCUAAACUGAAUAAAUCUUUAAAAAAAAACUGAAAUCACAUUCAAUAAAAUUUUAUAUAUGAAAUGCAUACUAAGAAUUAAAUGUUAUUUUUUGUAUGUUGUGAAAUAAAUAACCAAAAAUGACAAGAAUACUAUUUAAUGAAGCAUUUUCAAUGUACUUUCUAUUCUGCCACAGUGCAACAACCAACCAAACGUUUUACAAUGAAUAUUUAUUGAAGCAUCCUUAAUGUACUUUUAAAACAGUGCCUGUAAAAUGUAGGUAGUACUACGCGAAACUGUUUAGUAUGUUGUUUUUUGUUUGUUUAUUAAAAAAAGAAAUGACUUCUUUAAAUAUAGUAGUUUUUUUAAAGAUGAAGGACUAAUAGAAAGGCUAUUCCUUUUCUGCAACUUUGUAUCACUUUGAACCAUUCCACAACUAUUGUUUGAAGCUAACACUUCCCCUUUGUUUUAACUUGAAAUAACUAAAUGUCAUUUAUUAUAUUAAUAUCAUGCUUAUUUAUAUACAAGCUAUGUAAUUUGUUUUAUUGUUUUUUGUUUUGUUUUUUGAGUGGUAAAAUUUUUUUUACUGUGUAAACCAUAUCAAAAACAAAAUUAAAUUCAAUUUGACUGGUGCAUUUUACCUGCCUUUUAAAAUUUAAGAAUUUUUGUGGAGUAAUCAAGUAUGUGUGAUAGUUUUUACAGUUGGGCUUUUCCAGGCAUUUUUUGUUCACAUUUCCUGUUAAUGAUACAAGUCUCAUUAAUUUAUAGUUUGGUUUUACGUGUUCUUCUGUAAAACUUAUUCACUUGGUUAUUUUAUUCAUGCUUCUGUAAAACACAUUGACACAAUGCACUUUCAUCUUUGGUGAGUUAUAUCUCACAUCUGCUACUUUUAAAAUUCUUAUUGAACUCAUUAAGUUUGUUUAAUCAACUAUUCCUCAAUGCUAUUUACUUUAUACUAUUAUUUGUGACAUGAAUAUGGGAACUAUUUUAGUUAUGUAGCUUUCAAUUGUAGAAUGAACUGAUAAUCUUGAUGGGAAACAAAUGUUAGUUUAUAGGAAAUGGUCAGUUAACCAUGUCGAGACAGGGGCAGGUUAAUCUUGUCUAGUUAGGGACAAGUGCUGGCAGGUAGAUACAUUAUGUACAAUUGGUAACAAGUUUAAUAGAUACAUACAAUAAUAGUUUUAUUCAGUAGUGAGGGUACAAAAUUCAGCUUUAAAAAAAAGAGGCCAUAAAAUGUUAUAUUUAUGCUAUGCAUAUAUUUUAGACCAUUUAAGAACUUACGAAGGUACUAAAUUUUAUCAUCACCCUACCCAUACUUAUCUUUGUUUAUAUUUGAUAUCAUAAUAAAGAUUUAUAAAUUAUCAACUUUUUAUUAUUAAAAUUGAAAUAUAUUAAGCAUUUAC